ACACCACCACAACCACAACCAUGCGCCUCGCUGCCGCCCCGCUGCUCGCGCUCCUCUCGCUCGCGUCCGCGCGCUUCGUGUUCGACGACCCCUUCCAGGGCAAGAUUGUACCCCGCGGCCUGCCCGUCGUCGACGGCGAGGGCGAGGUCGGCACGCUGUCGUCCUGGAGGUGGUCCGACUGCGGCCUCCCCUCGGACGCGAUCACCAUCGAGUCCAUCUCCGUGUCCCCUGACCCGCCCGAGCCGGGAAAGAACCUCACGGUCACGGUCGAGGCCACUGCCAACGAGGUGGUCGAGGAGGGCGCUUAUGCCGACGUGACGGUCAAGCUUGGGUUGAUCAAGUUGCUCCAGAAGCGGUUUGACGUGUGCGAGGAGGCCCGCAACGCCAACGCAUCCGUCCAGUGCCCCGUCCAGCCAGGCCAGUACACCGUCGUCCAGACGGUCGAGCUCCCCGAGGAGAUCCCCAAGGCCAAGUUUGUCGUCAACAUCCGCGGAUACACGGUCGACGAGGACGAUCUUGCGUGUCUCGACCUCGUUGUGGACUUUGUCACUACCCCCGCUUAGAAGAGCACUGCACGCGACCCAACUGCACACACCCGCGCACACUUCAUUGAUGCUUGACCAUUACCGAAUCGAUGCACUUCAUGUUUCCUGUGCCGCGGGCGUCGGGGAACAAGCUACUGCCAUGGCUGGAG
Messenger RNA from Vanrija pseudolonga, 694 nucleotides. RefSeq names its product Phosphatidylglycerol/phosphatidylinositol transfer protein. The transcript is spliced from 5 exons. NCBI's taxonomy places the organism in Eukaryota, Fungi, Basidiomycota, Tremellomycetes, Trichosporonales, Trichosporonaceae. Gene Ontology annotation, molecular function: sterol binding. Gene Ontology annotation, biological process: intracellular sterol transport. Bases 21 to 563 code for a protein of 180 amino acids. The record is from RefSeq and is a predicted model, not a curated record.